This is a messenger RNA of Dendronephthya gigantea, 1697 nucleotides long. Its product is annotated as synaptonemal complex protein 1-like. Bases 316 to 1269 code for a protein of 317 amino acids. The record is from RefSeq and is a predicted model, not a curated record. The transcript is spliced from 2 exons. NCBI's taxonomy places the organism in Eukaryota, Metazoa, Cnidaria, Anthozoa, Malacalcyonacea, Nephtheidae.
GCGUGAAAUUUAUUCAUAAGCUGACAAAAAAGCGAUGUAAAAUGUUUCAAUAUUCCGGCCCCCGCAAAGAAUGUGCGAUUCAAUGAUAAUGACUUUGCUAUGUUUUGAUUAAAAUUACAAACAUGUUAUGACAAAAGUGUUCUUGCAGAGCUGCUGUUAUCAGUCUGAAGACGUAUUUGGCUCAAAAUUGAACUCGGAAGUUGGUCCAAUCUUGGUGAUUUGGACAGUUGGAGACAGCGUAGCUUGGGCUUCGGUCAGCAUUUACAAUCUCAAGGAAAUACAAAAAGUGUUUGAUCUUUCGAGACGUUUUUAGCGAUGGAAAGUGAAACUGAAAGAAAAAUAGCGAGACUGGAGUUGGAGAUUCUUGAACUGAAAAUACAGCGUGGAAAAGGAGCAGAUAAAACUUCAGAAGAGUCGAAACCAAGGGAAGAAAAGUCUUCAUUGAGUGACCUAGAGUUGGAAAAAAGAAAAGUUGAUCUUCAAUCCCAAAUCUUGACAGGGAAAAUUAAUCGAAAGAAACCACUUUUUGGAGCCCCUGUAAGAGAAAAAACGGAGGAAAAAUCGGGGCCUUCGUUGGAGGAAAUCCGACUAAAACGUGAAGAAAAACGUUUGGGGAUUAAAAUAUUAGAAAUUAGAUUGGAAACAACAAAAGCAGGAACGACGAAAUCCGUGAAUCAGGGAGAAAGAUUGGAACAAAUGAAAGGAAGCGAGGAACCCUCAGCGAAGGAAUUGAGAUUGGAAAGAAAAAAAAUGCAGUUAGAGGUUCAGAUAUUGGAUAUACAAUUGGGACAAAGAGAAUCAGAGGGGAAACAACGGAAAUUGGAACUGGAACGAAAGAAAAAAGAGUUGGAGUCUCAAAUAUUGGAAAUGAAAUUGCAACAAAUGGAGACAGAAUUGGCAGUUAUUGAAAAGGAAAUUGAGAAGGAACAAUCGGAAGGAACAUUAGAGCCUUCAGCGAUGGAGUUAGAACUGGGACGAAAGAAAAAACAAUUGGAGUUUCGAGUAUUGGAAAUGAAAUUGGAACGAGAGAAAGCACAAUUAGAGUUUCAAAUAUUGGGAAUAAAAUUGGAACCAACAGAAGCGAAAGCAAUGAAGAGGAAACAGGAACCUUCACCGUUAGAGAUUCAACUUACAGAGAGGAAAGCGCAUUUACGGUUUCAGAUAUUGGGAAUGAAAUUCCGACGGGAAGAGUUAGAACUGCGGUCUCUAACGAUGAAGGAAAUUCUCCUGACAAGAAAAGCGAAACUUUCAGAAACGAGCAUGUUCUAGGCGGACGCGCAGAUGGUAAAAGUCAAUUCUUUUCGGCAGUGGUUCCACCAACGGAAUUGGGUGUAAUGAAAAAUUCCAAAAUUUUGAUAAAAAUCAUCUAAUAGGACAUUUCAGUUAAUUGAGAAGUGUCUGGGAAUUCUCGUUAGAGAGAAACACUUUAAUGUAUAUGUAGGUUUAUAUCGCUGGGUCUAUAGAGUGUUCAGUGAUUUGCACAAUGCAUCGCACCUUCAUAUCAGUAUAAUUUAAUAAAAAUUCUUUUAGCUUGAUUCGUAAAUAACUUCCCCGGAGUAAAAUGAAAGGGGGUGUAUCAUGUAAGAAGCAUUUUGUUACUUCGAUGAAAAUAUCUGUAAUUGUAAUUGAACAUCAUGUAAUCUUUGACAUCAAAUAUAUAACGAUAGAUUAAUUAUUAAUUAGUAUAAUAUAAUAUU